Messenger RNA from Lethenteron reissneri (Far Eastern brook lamprey), 3727 nucleotides. Its product is annotated as septin-2-like. Gene Ontology annotation, biological process: cell division. The record is from RefSeq and is a predicted model, not a curated record. Gene Ontology annotation, molecular function: GTP binding. Lineage: Eukaryota; Metazoa; Chordata; Hyperoartia; Petromyzontiformes; Petromyzontidae.
CCCCCCCCCUCCUGGCUCCCACCCCCUCCUGGCUGGUUAGCCGCUUCCUCUCCUGUGCGCGCCGUGACUUCUCGUCUCCUCUGGAAGCGGAGAGGCGCGUUGCCUUUGGGUCUCUCGGCGGUCCCCCCCCACCUGCGUCCGUCAUGUCCACCCUGUUCGGUGGUGGUGGUGGUGAGCAGCAGUUCACGAACCCAGAGAAUCCCGGCUAUGUUGGCUUUGCCAACCUCCCCAAUCAGGUCCACCGCAAGUCUGUCAAGAAGGGCUUUGAGUUCACGCUGAUGGUGGUCGGCGAGUCGGGCUUGGGGAAGUCGACCCUCAUUAACAGCCUCUUCCUCACCGACCUCUACCCCGAGCGCGUAAUCCCGGGCGCUGCAGAGAAGAUCGAGCGCACGGUGCAGAUCGACGCGUCGACGGUGGAGAUCGAGGAGCGCGGCGUGAAGCUGCGCCUCACCGUGGUCGACACGCCGGGCUACGGCGAUGCUAUCGACAGCCGCGGCUGCUUCAGCACCAUCCUGCAGUACAUCGACGAGCAGUUUGAGCGCUACCUGCACGAUGAGAGCGGACUCAACCGACGGCACAUCGUCGACAACCGCGUGCACUGCUGCUUCUACUUCAUCUCGCCCUUCGGACAUGGGCUGAAGCCGCUGGACGUGGAGUUCAUGAAGGCGCUGCACAACAAGGUGAACAUCGUCCCCGUCAUCGCCAAGGCCGACACGCUCACCAUGCGGGAGAGGGAGACGCUCAAACGCAGGAUCCUGAAUGAGAUCGAGGAGCGUGGGAUCAAGAUUUAUCACCUGCCUGACGCAGACUCGGAUGAGGAUGAAGAGUUCAAGGAGCAGACUCGCAUUCUUAAGCUGAGCAUCCCCUUUGCGGUGGUGGGCUCCAAUCAGCUGAUAGAGGUGAAGGGCAAGAAGGUGCGCGGACGACUCUACCCGUGGGGCGUGGUGGAAGUGGAAAACCCGGAGCACAACGACUUCCUCAAGCUGCGCACCAUGCUCAUCACUCACAUGCAGGACCUGCAGGAGGUCACCCAGGACCUCCACUACGAGAACUUCCGCUCGGAGCGUCUCAAGCGAGCCACGCGGGGUCAGGCGCCCCCCGCCGAGGAGGGUGGAGACACCGACGGCAUUCUGCAGCAGAAGGAGGCGGAGCUGCGGCGCAUGCAAGAGAUGAUCAUGCGCAUGCAGGCUCAGAUGCAAAUGCAGAUGCGUCCGGAAGGAGAAUCCGUUCCGCGAUCGCACAACGUGUGAGGGGGGGGGGCCCCACAUCGCGCGCCCCCCAUCGGGGAAAUGGGCUGGGGAGGACCCCCCCGCCACCACCUCCAUCGGCAGCUUGAGCUUCCUCACAGCCUCCUCCCUCCCUCUCUCCCCUCCAUCACCUCCAUCACCUCCAUCACCUCCAUCACCUCCAUCAUCUCCAUCACCUCCAUCACCUCUCUUGCACCCCCACCGCUGUCUACCCUGCACCUCACCACCGCCACCGUCUACCCUGCACCUCACCACCGCCAACUCGCAGAGAACACGGACGCUUGGUUGCAAUGUCACUGCCGAUAUCAAUGAGCAAUAUUUAUUCGGUUGUGGUUUUUUAAAUCCGCGAAAACAAAGAGUCAAUAUUUGUACCGCCUGAGUUUACGAAUCAAUACAGCUUGCAGACUAACAAUGCAGUAGCUCUCCCAGCAGCUCACCGCCUUGCCACCGGAAUCGCGGGGUGCGUGUGUGUAUGUGUGUGUUUGUGUGUGUUUGUGUGUUUAUGUGUGUAUGUAUGUGUGUUGUGUGUUUAUGUGUGUAUGUAUGUGUGUUUGUGUGUGUGUACGCACACGCCAUGUGCAGUAUUUUCCCGUGGCGUUGUGCACAUCCGUCACUGCGCAGUGAAACUGUACGUGCAGCCUUUCAUGUGUGUGUACGUGUGUCACUGUGUGUACGUGUGUCACUGUGUGUACGUGUGUCACUGUGUGUACGUGUGUCACUGUGUGUACGUGUGUCACUGUGUACGUGUACGUGUGUCACUGCGUGUGUGUACGCGUGUCACUGUGUGUGUGUCACUGUGUGUGUCACUGCGUGUUGUAUGUCUUCAUCUUAAAUGAUGAGCGGGAGUGCAGUGGUUGGCGCUCUGCAUUUAGGAAACUUACGACCCGCGGCCAACAUUGGUGACGAAUAUAUCGACCGGUCCUGCUGCUCCCAUUGGUCGACUCGGCCUCAAACGAGUCGCCGGCGUGGUGUGUUAACGUCGGCAUUGGGGAAAGGCGGCUGGGCACGGGGCUAACCACAGAACUUCCUUGUGCGCUGUGCUGGCAUCCCCAGGGUGCUCGCUCACAGCGCCCGCAGUCCGUCCGUCGCAAGCUCGGUGUGCGUGUCUGUGUAUGCACGACAAUGUUUCUUUUUUUGCGGGAGUCUUUUUGUUAAGAAAAAUCAAACGAAUGCUCUCUGAUCCUCAAAGAGCACCCGCGCGGCGUCUCCUCAAUGUGCCUUGGUGUUUUGCCUUCUCUGGCUGGAGCCCAGCCUCGCGCAACGAGUCUCGCACGAGGCCGCCUCGCUCCGUAGAUCUCCUCUGGGAGAAGCAGCACACCCCUUGCUCGCUACCGUCCCCUUGCUGCUCAAGAUGAUGCAAAAGGAGGAGUUCUUCUCGAGAACCCCCCGCGCCAAAAAAAUCGUUACGUUUUAACAUAAAUGCUCGUUAAGGGUUGUAGAUUAAUUUUGAUAUUUUUAAGUUCGAAGUUACGAUCGGAGCAGAAAGGUGCUUAAAACAAAACUCGUCUCAAAGCGUUGCGGCUGCACGUGAGCCCACACGUGACCCGCACAUGACCCUAGACGUGACCCUGCACGUGACCCCACACGACCCUAGACGUGACCCCACACGUGACCCGCACAUGACCCUAGACGUGACCCCGCACGUGACCCCGCACAUGACCCUAGACAUGACCCCGCACGUGACCCUGCACGCGGGGAAGCCGUGGCCGUGGAGUGGGACCCGGGGGGAGGGAGUUCUGUGAGGCCCGAGGCGACUGCCUACCCCGGUAGAUGCAGGGAAAGAAGAGCAGUCUCAAGUUUUAGUGACCCAAACACUAAACCUGAAAGCCUCUACGCCCUAAGCCAUAACUUCUAGCUUCUCACUUGUAACCCUCAUUGGCAAUCCCUGCUCAUUAACUGGAAAUAAUCCUAAACCCCAACAUGAACUUCUCACCCUUAUCACUAAACUAUACCCAACCCCCUACCCCUUGACCCGAACCCACGAAUCGGCAACCAAAAUAACAAGAACCAUUUUUUCGAAUUCAAUAAACCUCAAUAUUUGAAGAGCCGCAAUGCGGUGGCCCUUAAUAAAUAUCGAUCACGAAGCAGUUCCUGAAAGAGCCGCGGGUUGCCGACCCCCGCCCUAACCCACAAACCCAUUAUAAACCCUUUAUAAACCCAUAAACCCUUUAUAAACCCCAACUCCGAACCCGAACUCGGUUGCUAAAUCCCGGAACCCGAGCCCAUUCACCACCCUGCGCUGCAAGCCAAGGGAGAAGGCUGUGGUUGGAUUUGAAUCUGCUCGGUGAUGGAAGAAGGCGGCAAUGUGCGGGAUGGAAGUGGGAGGCAGAGCCUCGCUCGGAUUCUCCCCCCCCCCCCUCACAUCUUAGCGGGGGAGGGGGGGGAGCGGUCGAUUAUUUUGUGAUGCAUUGGCACAGCGUGAUUCGCGUGUUUCGGUCCGUGUUUUAAACGUGAAAUAAAAGCUGUCAUUCAGGAUUCAA